AUGAGCUUGAGCGGGUCGCGGCCGCUGCGGGGCGGGUGCCAAUGCGGCCGGAAUCGUUACAUCAUUGCCAUUCCGGAGAACGGCAUUCAGGAGGCGCAGGUCUUGUUCAACACGGAGCCACAGCAUCAAAUCCCCCUGGCGACGCCGCUGGCCGCGUACAUCCGGGUGCCGCUGUCGUGGUACCACAGCACCACGUACGCCUUCUUCCCCGACGAGACGCACGCCAUGAUCCGCCGCGUCUACACGCACCCGAGCCAGGACUACUCCAAGCGCCACUUCUGCGGCUUCUGCGGCACGCCCCUGUCCUACUGGUCCGAGGAGCCGCGCAGCGAGGCCGACUUCAUCAACCUGACGCUGGGCAGCCUGCUGCGCGAGGACAUUCGCGACCUCGAGGACCUGGGCCUGAUUCCCGACGACGAUGAUACCGACGCCGCCGUGACCGAACAGCAGCAGCAGCAGCAGCAGGUGCCGACGACGACGGAGGCGAAGCGGAGCGCCGCGCUGCGCCAGUCGUUUGGCGUGCCCUGGUUCGAGACGCUGAUUGAGGGCUCGCGCCUGGGCAGCAUGCGCCGGAGCUACGGGGCGCAGCGGUCGCGCGACGGGCAGGCGAGCAUCGAGUGGGAGAUUGUCGAGUUCUCGGACGGCGGCGGGGAGAUGGACUUGGGCGAGGCGGACGACGCGGCGCUGCAGCAGCUGGGCAAGAGGAAGCAUCACGAGGUUUGA
Trichoderma reesei QM6a is the source of this 723-nucleotide messenger RNA. RefSeq lists its product as uncharacterized. The record is from RefSeq and is a predicted model, not a curated record. NCBI's taxonomy places the organism in Eukaryota, Fungi, Ascomycota, Sordariomycetes, Hypocreales, Hypocreaceae. The coding region runs from base 1 to 723 and encodes 240 amino acids. The transcript has 2 exons.